Camellia sinensis is the source of this 1406-nucleotide messenger RNA. The record is from RefSeq and is a predicted model, not a curated record. NCBI's taxonomy places the organism in Eukaryota, Viridiplantae, Streptophyta, Magnoliopsida, Ericales, Theaceae.
GGUCGAAGAAUUCCCCCAGCUUUUUGUCACCGAGAAGUCUUCGAUCGAAUCGAACCCUCCCAAUAUCAAUAUAUAAUAUAUAUAUAUAUAGACGACGCUUCUUCGUUGCUUUGUACUAGUUGAUGAAUGUUGUCUUCAAUGGCUUCUUCGAGCAACAGAUUCAAUUCAUCAGGUAAUGGAGAAAGAACAGAUGGGAUCUCAAUGGAGCCUGCCGAUGAAGGUGCUCCUGUUUCGAGCUUACAGGCACAACCUGAAGAAACUGAGAGGAAAGCUCGGGUUAAUGCUGUAUGGGAGCAAAUGAAUAAAGGCAUAUCUACAAAGACACUCAAAUCUAUCUCAAACAAGCCUAGUUCGACUGUAAAUACAACUACACAGAAGAUUACUUCUCGGAAGAGAUCAACUAGUUGGAUGACAUAUCUGGGCUUGGCACCAAAGAAGACAGCAUCCCCUGUGCAAGAGAAGCGAGGGAAGCAUCCUAGUCCUAUACAGAAUGGCACCAGUGAUGAGGCCAGGAGGCUUGCUGCUGCAGCCCUGUCAGCAGUUAAGGAUGCUGCUGCUUCGGCUGCUGCUUCAGGCAAGGGGAAAGUUGAGAUCACAGAGGUUCGGGACUUUGCAGGUCAAGAUAUUGAAGUAAAGAAGUUUGUUGAUGCCGAUUCGAAGGAGGCAUCUGAAAAAGCCAAAGCCACUGUAGGACCCCCUUCUGCUGUUGAUACCAUUCUUGAACAAAUUAGGAAAAAGCAAAAGCUCAAUGUGCUUGACAAAACAAAAAAGGAUUGGGGAGAAUACAAGGAAGAAAACAAGGGCCUGGAAAAUGAGUUGGAUGCUUACAAGAAGAGCUCAAAUCAGUACUUAGAUAAAGUGUCUUUCUUGCAGCGAACGGAUUAUCGGGAAUUUGAGCGGGAGAGAGAUGCACGCCUCGCCAUGCAGUCCAAGAGGAAGACAGAUAUGCGAGAGGAUGCUUGACUUUGCGGUACACCCUUGGAUUGUACUUUGACCACAUAUUUUGAUCAUUUCGGCGCAUGGGAAUUGAGAGAAGGGAAUUAGGAGUUUGUUGGUAUUUUAAGGAGAGUGAGUGCCUUCUGUACCAUGCUCAUAAUGAUAUCUGGGAUGGUUGCACCAGCCGUGAAGCGCUUCUUAAUUAUCUUGGAGUCUCUUCUGAAGUUUGUCAUCACCUUGAAGACCAAAGAAGAAUGAAUGCAUUAUUGGACUGUACACUAGUUGCCUGUUAUUCAAAUAUUUUUUGUGAUGACUUCAGAUCCUAAAACCAGGAGAAACUAGCAUCACAUAAAAUGAUGAUAUGUUUCUUUUUGGAUCAUAUUCUUUCCCAUCUUUGCAGUCCUCGGUAUAUGUGACUUUCAUUGAUUAUCUGUUGAGUUGCAAUAUUAAACUUUUUUAUGCUGCAAGAA